Carya illinoinensis is the source of this 768-nucleotide messenger RNA. RefSeq names its product macrophage migration inhibitory factor homolog. The transcript has 4 exons. Lineage: Eukaryota; Viridiplantae; Streptophyta; Magnoliopsida; Fagales; Juglandaceae. The record is from RefSeq and is a predicted model, not a curated record. Gene Ontology annotation, molecular function: phenylpyruvate tautomerase activity. The coding region runs from base 92 to 457 and encodes 121 amino acids.
GGGAUAAAUUCUUUUACAGGAGCGAGGGAUUUCACAGGAGCGGUGAGCAAAACCCGAGAGGUUGAGAAUUAGCGAGAGAGUGAGAGACACGAUGCCGUGCCUGAAUAUUUCGACGAACGUAAGCCUCGAAGGCGUUGAUACCUCCUCCAUCCUUUCGGAAGCCACCUCCAUCGUCGCUAAUAUCGUCGGCAAACCUGAAUCCUAUGUGAUGAUUGUGCUGAAGGGAUCAGUACCCAUGUCAUUUGGGGGGACCGAGCAGCCAGCUGCCUAUGGUGAGUUGGUGUCCAUCGGUGGCCUUAACCCUGAUGUGAACAAGAAACUGAGUGCUGCAAUUGCCACAAUUCUUGAGAGCAAGUUGAAAGUGCCCAAGUCUAGAUACUUCCUCAAAUUCUAUGACACUAAGGCACGCCAAACCCAAGCAUAUGCUCAGUGUUUGCAUGCUUUACACCAGAGUUAGAUCACGGUUCCAACUUUGGAUGGAAUGGCUCUACCUUCUAAAUUCUGGAUGGGAUCUAAACCGGUGUCUUGAAUUCUGAAGCGACUGACUCUGAAUUCAGGACAACUUUGUUAUUAAUAAUGUAUUUGGUAUCAUAGGUAUCUCUGUAAUUGUUGGGGAAGACAUAAUCAUUUCUUUUCAGUUUGUUGUUAGGUUUGAUAAUGUGAAACAGUUGUCUUUCUUAUUAUAUGCUACCUGGAGAAAACUUCUUUGGCAAUGGCCAAUGAAUGUUAUGUGAUGUUAUGGUACUUAAAAUCUGAUGUUUUUGUUAA